GUUGACAGUCAGUGUUGCCGAAAUUUUUCAAGAAACAGUUGACUUGCUCCCAAAUUGUUUAAAAAUGUAGCUAAAAUCAAACAGUGUUUAAUUAAAAAAAAAAUCCAACUCUAUUAAUCUAAUGUGGUAUCAUUUCGUGCACUUGAAAUAAACGCAGUAUACUGAAAAAAAUAAAAAUUAAAGCCAUUAGUUCGCUUUUAUUUUGGCUAAGUGAAUAACAUAACUGGACUUGUAGCUAAUAACUGUGUUAAUUUUGUUGUAACAAUCAGCCUUUAAAAGUAGCCAAAUCUAGCUACAAAUUGUCUGAUUCGGCAACACUGGGCGAAUUGGCGUCGGGGCGAAUUUAAUCGAAGUCGCCGCGCUAAACACAAGCACGCCUCCGAAUUGUUGAAAAUUUACAUAAAUCGCAAAGAAAUUAAAAUAUUAAAAAAAAGAGCAUAGAAAAGCAAACGCAAUGUCUAGUUUUUCGCCGAACCAAAUGCGGCAAUGCAGCCGGAUGUCAGGCGCACCGUGCAACCCGGAUAAGGAACAGCAGCUACGCGACCAAAUCCAUAACGAGCUGGCCAAGAUCAAAUACUGCGCCAAUCCAAGCUACGAGUGUAGCCAAAUGCGCAUUGAAGGGUCUGACUAUUGCAUCCGUCAUAUAUUGCGGGAUCCCCGUGGCAAUUACCGUCAAUGCUCCCAUGUGUAUUCGAAUGGAAGGAAAUGCUUAAACGCUGUGGCCAAGUUUGACAACAAGAAAGAACAAAUAAUGACCACCCUGUGCUUUGAGCACAAUCGCCAGACACAGCUACAGAAGACCCACUUGUCCGUUGGUCGUCUCCGGAGUCGUGUUGAGACAAAUGAGACGCUCCUCAACAAUCUCGCCCACCAUGUUAAUGUGGAUGAUAUCAAACCCGACUUGCCGAAACCAGAACCUGAUGAUGAUGAAAUCGAUGUGGUGUCGCCGUAUGUUGUGCCAUUUGUUAAUCAGGACCAUCGCAACAGCAUUGGUCAUAUUGUGAGCAAUGUGCGUAAACGUCCCCGUAUAUUGGAUUAUGCUUCGGAUAGCUCUAGCCAAGAUGAAGAUCCACCAUGUCUAAGAAAUACAGCCAAAGAUUUGGAAUUUUAUGAAUCCGAUUACGAAAGUGUGGAUUCCGAAGAUGAUGAUCCCCUCAAGCAUGCUGGUGUCUACACUCGUGCCGAAGCUGUUCGCAUUGGUGAAUCAAAGUUAAUUAAACUCAGGGGACUGUACAUGGAGCAGUUUACCCAUUUGCAGCAAGUUCUAAAACAACGUCGACGCAAAUAUCUCCACGAAAUACGCAAGGAAAGGGAGACCUACUCUAGCAUUCAUGACCAGCUUAAGGAAACGCCACAUGAGCGACAACUUUAUGACCAAUUGAAGGCCUUAAACAGCUAUCAUCGCCGCCAGGGUGUGGAGGCAGUGCUACAUAAGAAAUUGAAGGAGAAGCGGCAAAGGGACACAGUACUCAUUCAGAAAUCGAGCAGCACACCCAAAUGUGUUUUCACUGAGGGCGGUGUCAAGUGUGGAGAGCGUACAUUGCCUUGUUGUAAGCAUUGUCGCAAACAUAUACUGGAAGACAAGCGUCAGGUGCUCUUCCGAGCCUGUGGGGUGGAGCGCAGCGGUGUUGUGUGCCAAGAGCCCGUGGCCAGCAUUUUGGAGGAUUCUACUUGUGUCCUACAUUUAAGUGUGGCGACGGCUAAACGCCAGUAUAUACAAAAGUUUUAUGAAAAGCCGACCACACAGCCGUUAGAAAGCAUUUUCGCAACUGGGCAUGGUUGUGAUGUACGUGGUGAUGUUGGUGGUGUGGAUGGUUUUGUUGUCGAUGACGACAAUAAUUCCGAUUCCGAGAUGAUGCCGUUAGUUGAUCGUAUGGAGAGCCCCCUCUUCGACCUGCCAGGUGGCUUAUUUGAUUUUGAUGUGUGCACGGCCGAGGAUUUGGCCAAAUCUUUAGAUGAUGAUUGCACUUUCUUAUUGGACAUUGAAGACAGUGAACUGGGCCUGGAGCUUGGGGAUAAUCAUAAUCUAGACAAUGGCACGAAUUUCGAUUUUGGCGAUAUUGAAAAUGGGGAUUCGAAUGCUAUGUCUAUUGAUAGUCCCUACGCUGAUAUGCCCAUCAGUCCGUAUACCGAUAUAGAGGAUACCGAGAAUCAAGAUCCGAAUGCAAUGCCAGUUUCCAAUCCCUAUUCCAAUAUAGAGAAUGCAGAGUAUCAAGAAUCCAAUGCAAUGCCGUUUUCAAGUCUCUUCACCGAUGUAGAACUUAAUGAUAAUGAUCAAUAUUCCAACGCAAUGCCAAUUUCAAAUCUCUUUGACAUAGUUGACUAUAAUACGAGUGAGAGUCAAGAUUCCAAUGCAGUGCCAGUUCCAAAUCUAUAUUCCGAUGUCGUCGACUUUGUUGAGAAUCAAGAUCCAAAUGCUCUAUAUCCAAAUAUUUUAAAUGAGGCUGCAUCCGGCUCAAGUGGCGUAUGCCCAAUUCCAAAUCCAGAUCAAAGUUUUCAAUUAAAUGAAACUACAAGUAGUGUCAGUGAGGUCUUGAAGAUACUCGAGGGCAUGGAGGAAUUGCCUUGGUUCGAUGCGCUGCUUGACUAGAGAGAUUCAUCCACUUCAAUCAAUCAAUCAAUCCAUCAAUCAAUCAUUAAACCUACUAACUAAAUGCGAAUCUGAGACAGAAGAAGAGGACCAACAGUCAUCAUCGGUGAUCAAGAAAGAGGAGGAGG
Drosophila willistoni is the source of this 2718-nucleotide messenger RNA. It is a transcript of the gene dgt1, whose product is annotated as KAT8 regulatory NSL complex subunit 2. The record is from RefSeq and is a predicted model, not a curated record. The transcript has 6 exons. Gene Ontology annotation, cellular component: NSL complex. NCBI's taxonomy places the organism in Eukaryota, Metazoa, Arthropoda, Insecta, Diptera, Drosophilidae. Bases 455 to 2590 code for a protein of 711 amino acids.